UAUGGCGUUAUAGAUUUGGAUUUUAGAUUUUGUAGUCGAAGUGCAUUAAAACUUUGUGAAUGGCGCUUAACGCUUGGGUUACAGAUCGCCUCCAUGAUGUGCUCGGUUUCUCCGACAAGCAUACUGUCGAAUACCUUGUCAGUCUUGGUCAAAGCACGAAAACGUCGGCAUUAUUUCGUGAAAAACUGCAAGCCUUUUUAGGUCCCUUGAAUAGCGAUGCAGUCAGCUUUGCCAAUGAUCUAUGGGAGCGAGUUCCUCGCGAAGAGGUUAGAGAGAAUCCAAAUCGCAUACGCGAAAGAGAAAUUGUUGCACAACAAAAGAGGAACAUGUCAUAUCAAUUGUUGUCUGAUGAUGACAGUGAUGAGGAAGUUGCGUCUACUAAGUCAAAGUUGAAUGAUCGGAAGUCGGCUAAACGUCGCAAACAUUUACGUAGGAAGGCAGACAUAUCCGAAUCGAGUGAGGAAGAGGUAAUGGUGACUAAGGAAGCUGAAAUUGAAUCUGGUGAUGAAUGGGAGAAAGAUGAAAAAGAAAGAAUUAAAGAUAUUCAAGAAAGAGACGAGUUUUCCGCAAGAAUGAAAGAGAAAGAUAAAGAGAAACAGAGAAAUGUCAUGGAACGCUCCGAUAAAAAGGCUUUUGAAGAAGCAAGGAAAAGAUUGAACCUUGAUGAAGAAGAUAGAAAGAAAAUGUUACCAAAGCUUCGAGAGAAAUCUAGACGUGACUAUGUAAAGAAACGUCAGGUUGAUCAACUUGAGAUGCUGCAAGAUGACAUCCAGGACGAUGAAUAUUUGUUUGGGGACUCAAAUUUAAGCAAAAGCGAGAAGAAAGAACUGGAAUAUAAAAAAACAGUUUUGAAUUUGGCCAAAGAUUACAAAAAAGCUGGAGACUUAGAGAAAGUUGACAGGUAUUCAAUGCCAAAAGAGGGAGCAAAACCGUCCAAAUAUGACGAUGAAAUUAUAAUGGAAGAACUUGGUCCUAACUAUGAACAAAAACAAUGGGAAGAGGAGAAAAUUGGACAGGCUAAGAUGAAAUUUGGUGCAAAAGAUGCCAAAUCUAAGAACAAGACGAGAGAUUAUGAUCUAAUGGUUGAAGAAGAAGAACAAAUUGCUUUUGUGUUAGCCGAAAAUGUUCCAGGAACAAUAAUGGAAAAGGAACCAGAAUUAUCAGAGCAUCAAAAAAAGAGAAUGACCAUUGAGGAGACAAGGAAAAGUUUGCCAAUUUACUCAUAUAGACAAAGUUUACUUGAUGCCAUCAAAGAUCAUCAGGUUUUGAUAAUUGAAGGAGAGACAGGUUCAGGAAAAACAACACAAAUCCCACAAUAUCUCUACGAAGAUGGCUACACAGCAAAGAAAAUGAAGAUCGGAUGCACUCAACCACGUCGUGUUGCCGCCAUGAGCGUAGCUGCUCGCGUGUCUGAAGAGAUUGGAAGCAAACUGGGUAAUGAGGUAGGAUACAGUAUCAGAUUUGAAGACUGCUGCUCCGAGCGAACAGUUAUUAAGUAUAUGACGGAUGGUAUGCUCUUGAGAGAGUUUCUCAGCGAACCUGAUCUUGCAAGUUACAGCGUUAUGAUCAUCGAUGAAGCACACGAAAGAACGCUUCAUACGGACGUUUUGUUUGGUCUUGUCAAAGAUAUCGCACGAUUUCGACCAAAACUAAAACUUCUCAUUUCAAGUGCAACUUUAGAUGCUGAAAAGUUUUCUAGCUUUUUUGAUGAUGCUCCAAUAUUUCGAAUUCCUGGUCGACGUUUUCCUGUUGAUAUCUACUACACUAAGGCUCCGGAAGCUGACUAUCUUGACGCGGUCGUGGUGAGCGUUCUUCAGAUACACCUUACUCAACCCGAUGGUGACAUUCUGGUGUUUCUAACUGGCCAAGAAGAAAUUGAAGCUUCAUUUGAAAUCUUGACUGAGAGAACGCGUAAACUGGGCUCGAAGAUCAAGGAGCUCAUCAUUUUACCAAUAUACGCAAAUCUACCAUCUGAUAUGCAGGCAAAAAUAUUCGAGCCCACUCCCCCCGGAGCUAGAAAGGUAGUCUUAGCGACCAACAUUGCCGAAACAUCACUGACAAUUGAUGGCAUCAUCUACGUCAUUGACCCUGGUUUUUGUAAACAAAAAAGUUACAACCCCAGAACUGGUAUGGAAUCUUUGGUUGUCACUCCAGUAUCGAAGGCUUCAGCCAAUCAGCGAGCGGGACGUGCAGGUCGUGUGGCAGCUGGAAAGUGCUUUCGACUCUAUACGGCCUGGGCUUACAAAAACGAACUGGAAGAAAAUACAAUACCCGAGAUUCAAAGAACAAAUCUUGGAAAUGUUGUGUUGUUGCUGAAAAGUCUUGGAAUCAAUGAUCUCAUUCAUUUUGAUUUUAUGGAUCCGCCUCCAGCAGAGACUUUGAUUUUAGCUUUGGAACAACUGUAUGCAUUGGGAGCGCUCAAUCAUCAUGGUGAACUGACCAAGCUUGGUCGACGGAUGGCGGAGUUCCCUGUUGAUCCAAUGAUGUCGAAAGCUCUGAUUGCAUCCGAAAAAUACAAAUGCACUGAACAAAUACUCACAAUUGCUUCCAUGCUAUCCGUGAAUAACGCAAUAUUUUAUCGACCGAAAGACAAAGCGGUUCACGCCGAUAAUGCCCGAAAGAAUUUCUUCCGCCCGGGGGGUGAUCACCUUACUUUACUCAAUGUUUACGAACAAUGGGCAGAGACAGAUUACUCGACACAAUGGUGUUUCGAAAAUUUCAUUCAACAUCGCUCUAUGAAACGUGCAAGAGAUGUUCGAGAUCAGUUGGAAGGUCUAAUGGAGCGCGUUGAAAUUGAAAUCACUUCAAAUCCUCACGACUCUAGUGCCAUAAGAAAGGCAUACACAGCAGGAUUUUUUUAUCACACUGCUCGACUUGGAAAAGGUGGUCAAUACAGAACGGUGAAGCACCAACAGACGGUUAUGAUCCAUCCUAACAGCAGUUUAUUUGAAGAUAAACCGCGUUGGUUGAUUUAUCAUGAAUUGGUUUUUACGACAAAAGAAUUCAUGAGACAGGUAUUUGAAAUUGAAAACUCGUGGUUGCUGGAAGUUGCGCCGCACUAUUAUAAAGCAAAAGAGAUAGAGGACAGUACUAGCCAUAAAAUGCCCAAGAAAGUUGGAGCUACAAGAGAGGAGCUGAAGACGUGACAACACAAUGAAAUUUUGAGCUUGAAAGCUCGCAUUUGAAGACAACGGCAAACAACAGAUUGAACAGAAUUAGCUGCAAAAAUUAUAUUUUAUUCUCAAAUAACAAUGGUAUUUUAGCAGUUCUUAAUAUCUGCAUUGCUUUCCCCCUUCUUUUUUAAUAAAGUGAACCUUAUGUUUUCUCGUUUACCUCACGAAA
Messenger RNA from Xenia sp. Carnegie-2017, 3342 nucleotides. Its product is annotated as pre-mRNA-splicing factor ATP-dependent RNA helicase DHX16-like. The transcript is spliced from 22 exons. Gene Ontology annotation, biological process: mRNA processing. Gene Ontology annotation, molecular function: RNA binding; ATP binding. The coding region runs from base 60 to 3146 and encodes 1028 amino acids. Gene Ontology annotation, cellular component: catalytic step 2 spliceosome; intracellular anatomical structure. Lineage: Eukaryota; Metazoa; Cnidaria; Anthozoa; Malacalcyonacea; Xeniidae. The record is from RefSeq and is a predicted model, not a curated record.